AUGAACCACUGCGCUAUGCUCAACGCCGCGUCUCACCAUCACAUCAAACCUCUUUGCAAUAACGCAGGAACUGGCAAGCGAUCACAGCACUCUCUCGAGCUCGAGGUCGAGAACCUCGGCGCCCACCUCAACGCCUACACCUCGCGAGAGCAGACCGUCUACUACGCCAAGGCUUUCCGCAAGGACGUCGACAAGGCCGUCGACAUCAUCUCGGACAUCUUGCAAAACUCCAAGCUCGAGAACUCGGCCAUCGAGCGCGAGCGUGAUGUGAUCCUGCGUGAGCAGGAGGAGGUUGACAAGCUCAAGGAGGAGGUCGUCUUCGACCACCUUCACUCGGUCGCCUUCCAGGGCCAGCCUCUCGGACGCACCAUCCUCGGCCCCAAGAAGAACAUCCUCUCGAUCAAGCGCGAGGACCUUGCCGAGUACAUCAAGACCAACUACACCGCUGACCGCAUGGUUCUCGUCGGUGCCGGUGGCAUCGAGCACGACUCGCUCGUCAAGCUCGCAGAGCAGCACUUUGGCAGCCUUCCCGUCAGCUCGAGCCCUAUCAAGCUCGGUCAGUCCUCGUCGCCCAAGACCAGCUUCGUCGGUUCGGAGGUGCGCAUCCGUGACGACACUUCGCCCACCUGCAACUUUGCGCUCGCCGUCGAGGGUGUCUCGUGGAAGUCGCCCGACUACUUCCCCAUGCUCGUGCUCCAGUCCAUCAUGGGCAACUGGGAUCGAUCGCUCGGCUCGAGCCCUCUGCUCUCGUCGCGCCUCUCGCACAUUGUCUCGUCCAACAACCUCGCCAACUCGUUCAUGCACUUCUCCACCUCGUACUCGGACACCGGUCUCUGGGGUGUCUACAUGGUCUCGGAAAACUUCCUGCAGCUUGACGACUUGAUCCACUUCACGCUUCGUGAGUGGCAGCGAAUGAGCACCGCUCCCACCGAGGGUGAGGUCGAGCGUGCCAAGGCCCAGCUCAAGGCGAGCUUGUUGCUCGGCCUCGACGGUACCACCGCCAUCGCUGAGGACAUCGGACGACAGCUCGUCACCGCCGGCAAGCGAUACACGCCACAGGAGAUCCAGGCUGCCAUCGACUCGAUCGGCGUUCAGGACAUCCAGCGUGUUGCACGCACCUACUUGUGGGAUGCUGACUUUGCUCUCGCCGCACACGGACAGGUCGAGGGUAUCCUGGACUACAACCGAAUCCGAUCCGACCUUAGCAGCAUGAUCUGGUAA
This is a messenger RNA of Pseudozyma hubeiensis SY62, 1221 nucleotides long. RefSeq lists its product as hypothetical. Gene Ontology annotation, cellular component: mitochondrion. The transcript has a single exon. NCBI's taxonomy places the organism in Eukaryota, Fungi, Basidiomycota, Ustilaginomycetes, Ustilaginales, Ustilaginaceae. Gene Ontology annotation, molecular function: metalloendopeptidase activity; metal ion binding. The coding region runs from base 1 to 1221 and encodes 406 amino acids. The record is from RefSeq and is a predicted model, not a curated record.